Messenger RNA from Plasmodium gallinaceum, 2292 nucleotides. Its product is annotated as HD superfamily phosphohydrolase protein, putative. Bases 1 to 2292 code for a protein of 763 amino acids. Gene Ontology annotation, molecular function: dGTPase activity. Gene Ontology annotation, cellular component: nucleus. Gene Ontology annotation, biological process: dGTP catabolic process. NCBI's taxonomy places the organism in Eukaryota, Apicomplexa, Aconoidasida, Haemosporida, Plasmodiidae. The record is from RefSeq and is a predicted model, not a curated record. The transcript has a single exon.
AUGGACAUAAAAUAUAAAAUUAAUCAUAUAGAUAAAAAUUCUUGUGUAGAAUCGUUUUUACACAACAUAUCAGUAGAAAAUAAGAAUAAAAUAUUACAGUUUUUUAAAUUGAAAAAUAUAAAAACAAUAUAUGAUUUAAUAUUUGCAGUAUCCUUCUUCAAAUUUACCAAUUACAAUGAAAAUACUCUUGAAAAUGCUGAUGUAAAUAAUAAAUUAAAUCAAAAAGUUAAUAUCUAUAGAAAUAUUUUUCAUAUUAGUAAUAAUAAUAAAUUAAAAAAAGAAAGUGAUAACAAAGUAAAUUUCCAUGAUGAUAAUGCAUAUAAUCUAGAAAGAAAAACAAAUAAUGGAGAUUCUAAUAAUUUUAUUGAUUUAUCGGAAAAUGUAAUUAAAAAUACUAUAUCUACAAACAUACAUGAAAAUAAUAAUAUGAUUAAUGCAGAACAUGGAAACAUUAUGGAAAUAAAAGAGAUGUAUGAGUAUUAUGAAACAAUGAAAGAAAACAAAAGUAAUAAUAUUACACUUUCUUAUUUUGAUAUAUAUAUAAACUUAGAUGUUAUAAGUUUGUUUCCUAUUACAAAUAACGAUAAAGAAAAAUUAACGAAUUGUAUAUAUAGCAUUAUUGAAACAAAUGAUAUUUCAUUAAUGUGUAUUUACUUGAAUUUAGGACAUUUAUUGGAAAAAUUUGAAUUAUUUAAUAUAAAAAAUAUAGAAUCAUUAAAAAAAUUAAUAGAAUCAAAAAAAUUUGAAUGUAUAAAAAAUGAAAUGAAUAUUUCACUUUAUGAAUUUAUUUUGAUUGUUAAUUUCAUAGUAAGAAUAAAAAAAAAAAGAAUUUUUUGUAACAAUAUUUUUAAUCAAUAUAAUAAGCAUUUUACUAAAAAUAAUAAAGAAAAUCGUAAAACUAUAUGUGAUAAAAUUCAUCAAUUCAUUGAAUUUGAUAAGUGGACUUUUAAAAAUAUUAUAGAUAAUCCAUUUUUUCAAAGAUUAAGAAAUUUAUCUCAACUAGGAGCUUGUCAGUAUGUUUAUCCUGGUGCAACACAUACUAGAUUUGAGCACAGUUUAGGAGUUGGAUUUUUAUCUGCCAAAUACUUUACACAUUUGUGUAAUCGAUCCAAUUUAUCUCCUUAUCAUGGAGAAUUAAAUAGAAUGCUUCGUUGUGUACAAAUAGCCGGACUAUGUCAUGAUUUAGGACAUGGUCCAUUUAGCCACACUUUUGAAAGCUAUUUUAUUAAUUAUAAAAAAAAUGACACAGAACACAAAUGGAAUCAUGCUUCUAUGUCGCAAAAAAUUGCAGAACACAUUGUUGAAAAUUUAAUAGAUCAAGAUGAAGUAUUAGAUGUUAGUGAUGUAAAAAUAAUAAAAAAAUUAAUAAUUGGACCACAGCAUUAUAAAAAAUCUUUUGGUUUAGAUCCUAUAGAUUCUUUAAUAGAAGCCUCAUACGAUAUUAUUUGUAAUAAUAGAAAUGGUUUAGAUACCGAUAAAUUUGAUUAUUUACAAAGAGAUGCAACAAUUGCUCCACCAAAUGGAACGCUUCCCUCAUUAAAUUGUAACCGUAUACUUUGUCAAAGUGCAGCUAUUAAUGGUUGUAUAACGUAUAAUGUAAAAGAAAUUCAUCCAGUAUGGACAGUUUAUAUGAACAGGUUUUCCUUAUUUAAACAAGUAUAUACUCAUAGAAAAGUUAGAGCUAUGGAGCUGAUGCUAUGUGAUGGAUUUCGAUUGGCUGAUGAUUUCUUUAGAUGGUCUGAAUGUUUAGAUGAUUUAGAUUUUUUUCUUAACUUAACUGAUUCCUCAAUAAUAUAUGAUAUUAAAAAAAGAGCAAAAACAUGUAAAUACGAUGAAAAUGUUAAAAAUUCAUUGAACCUUAUUAACUCUGUUAUAUGUGAUAGAAAUUCAGAAUAUGCUUAUAAAUACAUUUCAGAAAUUAAUGUAACGGAACCAAAAUUAAUUAAAUAUUUAAAAGAAAUAACAAAUGAAGAAAAGAUUGCUCGAUAUUCCCAUGGAUUGAGUCCAGAUGAUAUAAUCAUUGAUUGGAAUUAUUUAAAUUAUGGAAUGGGGAAAAAUGACCCUCUUGAUUUUGUUUAUUUUUAUAGUUCAGAUAAUGAAGAAGAAGCAUUUAUAGCACAUAAGGAAUAUAGAGGAACACACCCAAGGUAUUUUGAAGAAUGUAAUGUAAGAUUGUACUGUAAAAAUAAGAAAGUAGCUCAUUUAGCUAAGGAAGCUCAUCUGAAAUUUAUUUCUAAUGAAGUUUUUUCAAAAGCCUCUCCUUGUUAUAAAAAAAAAGAGAAAUCUAAAUAA